UACCUCGCCUGGUACACAGGAGGUCGUGGGUUCGUUUGCGUGUCUCUCUCUCAUCAUCAUUGUAACCGUAGCUGAAACGGGUCAGGUCGGCGUGGUAUCUGACCCGGGUCAGGUCGGUGUGGAAUCUGACCCGGGUCAGCUUGGCCUGGUGUCUGACCCAGGUCAGGUCAGCUCGGCAUGGUAUCUGACCCGGGUCAGGUCGGUGUGGAAUCUGACCCGGGUCAGCUUGGCCUGGUAUCUGACCCGGGUCAGCUCGGCACGGUAUCUGACCCGGGUCAGCUCGGCACGGUAUCUGACCCGGGUCAGCUCGGCACGGUAUCUGACCCGGGUCAGCUCGGCACGGUAUCUGACCCGCGUCAGCUCGGCGUGGUAUCUGACCCGGGUCAGCUCGGCACGGUAUCUGACCCGGGUCAGCUCGGCACGGUAUCUGACCCGGGUCAGCUCGGCACGGUAUCUGACCCGCGUCAGCUCGGCGUGGUAGCUGACCCGGGUCAGCUCGGCACGGUAUCUGACCCGGGUCAGCUCGGCACGGUAUCUGACCCGGGUCAGCUCGGCACGGUAUGUGAGCACCAUCCACCUUGAGACUCAACGUCACGCAGCUUUGAGUUAUUUCGGCUGCUGAUAAAAAUGUCCAGUUAAUGGUGGUGCUGAUGAUGAUGAUGAUAAGUCACCCGACUUCGUUGAGCUAUCAUUUGCGAUAAGACGGGUCGCUUCUGACAAUAAAAAAAGAGAGAGAGAGAGACACAUCUGCUCAGUAGGGGGACUUAACAUGGGUAGAAAAUAAAUUAAAAUAUAAUAAAAAAAAGAGAUAUUCUUUAAUGAACCCACGUGGCAGUCGGCGCCUUGUGCCCCGCGCGUGCUAAUUACGAGAUGCUUUUGAAUAUUUUAAUAGCCGCACAACUUAGAGGGAACUCUCUUGAAGACGCGACACCAAUCAAUCAACGACGCCUGUAAUUAGGCCCGUGCGGACGACGCAGAGACAAAGGCACCCCCGUUAUAGCCUUCCACGGAUCAUUGGGGCAAGUGCUCUCUAAGCUCGUUAAACCGAAACUAAUCAAAUUUUGUUUUCUUCUUGUUAGCAGGCAAGACCACACCGAGCUACGUAGCUUUUUUUUCAGAAGCGACCUCGCAAAUCGCGAAUGAUCGCUCGACGAAUUGGCCCAUCAGCAUCAUCAUCAUCAUCAUCGCGUGUGAAUGUAUAGCAGCAACCAAAUCCUCUACCGAACGCGUGAUGCUGAUUCUCAAUGUGCAGGGGGGAGAAAAAAUAAAAACCAAAAUGACCCGGAGAUAAAUAACCCGCGGAUACGGAGAAAAUAAUAAUAAUAAUACAGCAGCAGCAGCAGCUGGCGUCGUGAGGGUUGGGAUCGAACCCACGACCUCCUGUAUACCAAGCGAGGUAGUUAACAUCUCAUAGACACCGUGAU
Molecule: messenger RNA, 1424 nt
Organism: Petromyzon marinus (sea lamprey)
Lineage: Eukaryota; Metazoa; Chordata; Hyperoartia; Petromyzontiformes; Petromyzontidae
Source: RefSeq, a predicted model, not a curated record